Messenger RNA from Zonotrichia leucophrys gambelii, 2258 nucleotides. It is a transcript of the gene DBNL, whose product is annotated as drebrin like. The transcript is spliced from 14 exons. The record is from RefSeq and is a predicted model, not a curated record. Lineage: Eukaryota; Metazoa; Chordata; Aves; Passeriformes; Passerellidae. Gene Ontology annotation, cellular component: dendrite; lamellipodium; postsynaptic density. Gene Ontology annotation, biological process: regulation of actin filament polymerization; neuron projection morphogenesis; positive regulation of dendritic spine morphogenesis. The coding region runs from base 44 to 1465 and encodes 473 amino acids. Gene Ontology annotation, molecular function: actin filament binding.
CCGGGGGCGGGCCCCGCUGCCGGCGGGCGGAGCGGGCGCGGCCAUGGCGCUGAACCUGGCCAAGAACGGGCGGGCGCUGCAGGAGGCCUACGGGAGCGUGGUGGCCGCGGGCAGCCGAACCGACUGGGCUCUGUUCACCUACGAAGGCAACAGCAAUGACCUGCGAGUGGCCGGCUCUGGAGAGGGGGGCUUGGAGGAGAUGGUGGAGGAGCUCAACAGCGGGAAGGUGAUGUACGGCUUCUGCCGCGUCCGGGACCCCAACUCGGGGCUGCCCAAAUACGUCCUGGUCAACUGGACAGGUGAAGGUGUCAAUGACGUGAGGAAAGGAGCCUGCGCCAACCACGUCAGCACUGUGGCCAACUUCCUCAAGGGCGCUCACGUCACCAUCAACGCCCGGGCCGAGGAGGACGUGGAGCCCGAGCUGAUCAUGGAGAAGGUGGCCAAGGCCUCGGGGGCCAACUACAGCUUCCACAAGGAGAGCAGCAAGUUCCAGGACUCGGGGCCCCAGGCGCCCGUGGGCUCUGUGUACCAGAAGACAAACGCCAUGUCUGAGAUCAAGAGGGUCAAUAAGGACAAUUUCUGGGCCAAAGCAGAGAAGGACGAGCAGGAGCGGCGGGAGCAGGAGCGGCGGCGCGCGGAGCAGGAGCGGCAGCGCCUGGAGCAGGAGCGGCGCCAGCGGGAGCUGCGGGAGGCGGCGGGGCGGGAGCGGCUCUGCCAGGCCCGCGACAGCGAGAUCGACGCGCACAAGAGACUGCAGCAGCAGCAGGAGGCUGAGAGCAGGGACAGGGAGCAGCAGCAGUGGCCCUGUCCCUGUCCCCAUCCCUGUCCCCUGGUGCAGAAGGAGCACGCCGAGGAGGAUGAGGCUCGCCGGGGCGUCAGGAGGAGCCAGUCGGUGGAGAAAGCCCAGGAGGCAGCCACGCUGAUCGCGCAGAGAGCCGUCAACCCCCGAGACAUCUUCAAACAGAAGGAGAGAGCGGGGCCAGGGGACACGGGGCUGCCAGCACAGCCAGGCAAGCUGCGCAGCCCAUUCCUGCAGAAGGAGCUGGACCCCAGCCCAGCCUCCCCCAGCAGGGACGUCUGGGGGUCCCCCCCGGCCUCCCCAGGCCCUGCAGCAGGACGAGACUCUGGCUACAGCUCCGGUGUGCCGGGCUCCCACGGCGAGGAGAACCUGUACGAGGAGCCCCCCGAGCCCGCGGCCAUCUACGAGGAGCCCCCCCAGGAGCCAGCUGCCGAUGCCAAGUACGACUACAGGGUGGAGUACCAGGAGUCCCCAGACCUGGCGGGGAAGGGGCUCUGUGCCCGGGCCCUGUAUGACUACCAGGCUGCUGACGACACCGAGAUCUCCUUCGACCCCGAGAACAUCAUCACCAACAUCGAGAUGAUCGACGAGGGCUGGUGGCGCGGCUUCGGCCCCGACGGCCACUUUGGGAUGUUCCCCGCCAACUACGUGGAGCUGAUCGAGUAGGGGCUGCUGGGGGGCUCCAGACCCCCGGGGCUGCUCCGGACCCUGAGCCCACCCAGCUCCAGCCUGGCUCUUCCAGCGACACGUGGCUUUAUUUCUUUAUUUCUUUAUUUCUCUCUUUCUCAGUGAAGUGCCAUUCCCCAGUCCCUCGGCAGUGGAGCUGCCCCCCAUCCCUCAGGGUGGGAAGGAAGGUCCCAUCCCACCCUGAGCCCUCCUCCCUGGGCUCUGGGGUGUGACAAAUCCCUCACGGGAAUUUUCAGGGAACAAAUUCAAGAAUUACCUCCCCCCUGUGCUCCCUCCCUGUAACCUUGGGCCUGCCACAGCCACACUGGACGUUCCCGAGCUCAUUUCAUUGGGGAAGCUCAUCAGAGCCAUUCUGGGGUCCUGCAGGGUCUGACACGAGCAGGAGAGUGACUCCUGGCCCUGCAGCGCCCUGAGCUCACACGUGUGCUCACCCUGUGAUCUCCUCCCUGCCCUCCCCCCUUCCCUCACCCCAAACCUGCUCUGGGGUUUGAACUGGGAGUGAAAUCCUCCCCUGCAGCCUGGCCAGGCGCGUGGGACCCCUCCCCACCCCAAACUCACUGUGAACAAGGAAAAGCCCAGCCCUCCCUUAGGAGUUCCCUGCCCUGCUGUCACUUUAGGAACAAAAGGAGAGAAAGGCUUGGGGGGUCCCAGCUCAGCCCCCCCUCUGCAGGGCUGGGGGCCGUGGGGGCUUCUCUGAGUCCUGCCUGAGCUCAUUCUCCUCCCUGUGCCCCGGGCCCUCCCCAGCAUCAAUAAAAGGGCUUUUCUUUGGUGA